This is a messenger RNA of Hibiscus syriacus, 690 nucleotides long. RefSeq lists its product as uncharacterized. Lineage: Eukaryota; Viridiplantae; Streptophyta; Magnoliopsida; Malvales; Malvaceae. The record is from RefSeq and is a predicted model, not a curated record. The transcript has 5 exons. The coding region runs from base 277 to 651 and encodes 124 amino acids.
CUCUCCUUAGCUUAGCCUCUUCUCCUACAUCUGCUGCAAUCUUCUUUAGUUUUUAUCUGUUUGCUUUGUUUUCUCAGGAAAGAUAAAAAGAGAAAGAAAAUCUUAUCCCUGGCCUGACAUUGCCAGCCACCUCUUUUUUUGUUUGGUCUCUUUCUUUGAGGAUCGUUUCUUGCUUUAAGAUAUAUACAUAUAAGAGUAGUUUUGUUCGUUGGUUGACAAAGAAAGAUUUCUUUUAUUAACCCAAAAAAGGAAAAGAAAGUUUUACAUUUUUCUGGCAUGGAAAACAAAAAGCAAGUGCUUGGGAGGGACUCCACUCACUCUGGAAUUAGGGGGUCUUGGAAUAAUCAGGGUUUAGCCCAUCAUGGCAGAUUUAGAAGUCCAGAUCAUACCACUGAUUAUACCGAGGGACAAAGCAGUGGCACAAGGAAUAAAGACAAAAGUUCUUCCAUUUAUCACGAUGAAACCGUGGAACCUUCCUAUCUCAGCUCAUCUAUCUACUAUGGAGGCCAAGAAAAUUAUUCUCCAAGGAACAAUACCACCCAGUCUCCCCCAUCUUUCAAAUUGGAUGGGGGACAUGAUGAUCGUGAUGGAAACGAUUCUAGUGAUGGUGCUUCAAGAGGAAAUUGGUGGAAGGGCUCACUUUAUUACUAACAUCUUAAUCCAAAAUUUCUGUCCAAUACUCUUUUAAGG